UAUCGGGAGUUUCGAGCGAGUGGAAAUGUGGUUGAUUUGGGUUUGUGUGGUGAUAGCCUGGGCUGUUCUUCAGUAUCGCAAAUAUGUGAAGAAAUUCGACUUUGCCAAAGAUAUUCCUACGGUAGAAGGCAGUUAUCCCUUGAUAGGGAUCGGUUACAAAUUUUUGGGAAAGAACGAUUUACAAGUGUUUGAAAUUAUUCGGGAGCUGUUCCAGAGCAAAGAAAAGCUCCGCAAAACAUGGCUGGGUCCCUUGGGCUUAACUCUUUUUACCACCGAUGUGGACAUAGUGCAGCAGGUUCAUGCGAGUCCCGCGUGGUUGGACAAACCGUUUUUCUACGAAGUUUUGAACAUCGGAUAUGGACUGUUUACGUCGCAAACUGAGCGAUGGAAAAGUCAGCGAAAGGCGCUGAAUCCGUCCUUCAAUAUCAAAAUUCUGGAGGGUUUCAUACCUUUGUUUGAUAAACAUGCUGGAAAUUUGGUCAGACGUUUGGAGCAUAUCCCUGAGGGUGCAACUUUCAACGCGUUGCCUUAUAUGAUGCAGCUGAACAUGGCAAUGAUCUUGGAUACCAGCCUAGACUACAGUGGAGAUGAGCUGGAUGAAAUCGAUAAGCUGGCUGACUACAUAGCAAGAUUCUUCGAGAAUGGCGGGCAAAGAUUUACGAACUUUUUCCAUUAUUUCGAUUGCAUUCACCGUUUCUCUGAAAAUUAUCGUGAAUCCAAGGCAAUCAGGAAAUAUUCUGACGAACAAGUGAAAAAGUUAAUUCAAAGCACGAUAAACCACUAUCAAUUCCCGAAGGCCAAUGCAGAGCCCGAAGAUAAGUACAACGUUCCUCAAAUUUUCGUCCGGGCACUGUUUUCAAACAAAGUGAGAAAAUUUGAUGAAAAGGAAAUCUACGACAAUUUGAUAACCAUCUCCGGUGCAGCAACGGACACGGCGGCAUCGAUCAUGAGCAGCACCUGUCUAUCGCUGGGCUUUUACCCGGAAUGGCAACAAAAACUGGUUGAAGAAAUGCGAACCGUGUUUCCGUCGGAGGCCAUCGAGUUCACGCUCGAAUCGUUGAAGCAGCUGGAGCUGACCGAGAUGUUCAUAUACGAGGUUAUAAGACUUUACCCGGUGGGUCCUAUGGUUUCGCGGCGGAGCUCCGAAUCAUCCGUCAUCAAUGGGAUCCGGAUUCCGGCGGGUGUCACAAUGGUGAUGCACAUUUUCAACUUGCAUCGACGUGAGGAUAUUUGGGGCCCGGAUGCGCUUCAGUUCAAUCCGUAUCGAUUUGCCAAAGAGGUACCACGAGCAUUUUUUGGAUUUAGCGCCGGUUCCAGGAGUUGUAUAGGAUACAGGUACGCCAUGAUGAGCAUGAAAAUCGUUUUGGUGCAGUUGCUGCGUAAGUAUAGAAUAACAACGCAAAUGCGACCGGAGGAUAUACGAUUCAAGCUGGAAUCGAUGCUCCGAUUCGCCGAUGGACACAUGAUUCAGUUGCAGAAACGAUCAACUGAAGUCGAGGAAACAGUUUGAAGGGGUUAGACGAAAAGUACUCAAAAUACCCAGUAUCACGUCAGGGGUAAACCAUCGGAUGGUAUUUCCAAUAGAAUUAAAGUUUCUUUAUAAGAUAUCUUAAGUUUGAGUAAUAAAUAAUUCCCAAUUAGGACUCUUCCUGAUUUGGUUUUAUAAGUGUA
Molecule: messenger RNA, 1671 nt
Organism: Uranotaenia lowii
Lineage: Eukaryota; Metazoa; Arthropoda; Insecta; Diptera; Culicidae
Product: cytochrome P450 4g15-like
Exons: 4
Coding region: 26-1510 (494 amino acids)
Molecular function (GO): heme binding; monooxygenase activity; oxidoreductase activity, acting on paired donors, with incorporation or reduction of molecular oxygen
Source: RefSeq, a predicted model, not a curated record